AUGAAGCCCGAUUUCUACCUUGCGACGAACAUCAACUGCGCGACAUUGGACCGCGGUAGCUGCGGCAGUGUUUUCGAAGUCCCCGGGACUACCUUCGCCAUCAAGAAGGGCGCAAAUACUAAAGCUAUCUGGAAUGACUUCAAUUUGACCAAUCACGCCUACAAUUCCUACCUCACCUGGGCCGGCAUUCUCUCAAUGAACUUCCCCGGGCGGCGAGUACCUCGCGUGCCAGGGGCACUAUUCUUCAACAGCCCUGACUCUGCAGAAUAUUGGGAUGUAGUCUUGAAACGAUUCCCUCAGGGCGAUCGAAGCAGAGCCGCCGCCUUUCACGUCGAUCGGAUCUUACCAGCGCCCCGGCCAACGCGAAUGUCUCUCGUUCGCCUGUUCUAUCAUAACGACACGCAGACUCGGCAUAAUGUGCUUAGCAAUAAAGCCAACAGAGACUGCCUGAUCCGUGUCUACUUGGGCAGUAACAACCCUUCGACCCAAGCCUACGACGUCACCGCCACACUCCGAAACUUCCCACUCUACCUCGACCAGGCCAAGCUGGUCGGCCUCGACAUCACCGCGUAUGCUGAAGAGAUGGCCAUCGGGCUCGCACUUCUACACUGGCAAGCGCAGAUUGAUGCUGCAGAUACCGAGUUUGUUAUUGGCAGCUCAACAGGCACCACCUUCCGCACUAGAUACCCGAACCACCAAGCCCGACCGCCUCCUACUUCGACUGUGGACGACUUCGCACGCCGGGAGAUCCAGAUGUGGAUGUUGGACUACGACAAAUGCAGAGAAGUUGACCUCAGCGCUAAAGAUGCCGCAUCAGCGGUGGUCAACCAGUACCUUGUUGCUGUCACGGGCAACGAUCCCCACUUUCCGCACCCCUGGCCGGACAUUGAACUGUGGCAAAGAUUUCGCGCGGCAUAUCUCAAAGCAAGCGAGGUUAUCCUCAGCGUGAGGGGUGUUGGGGUUGCAGUGGACUUUCCGGGCAUGUUGAUCGAAAAGUGGGAGGGGUGGGGAGAGAAGGAUAUGGAAGCGAGCGAGUUCGAUCCGUUCGCCAGGGACGGUGACGGCAGUAAUGAGGAUGGUGGAUGGUCUAAUGAUGGACUGGAGGGGGGAAUCACCGACAAUGAUUCGGAGGAGGGAGGGGAGGAGGAGGAGGAGGAGGGCGAAGAGGAGGAGGAGGGCGACGAGGAGGAGGAGGGCGACGAGGAGGAGGAGGGUGACGAGGAGGAGGAGGAGGACGACUAA
This is a messenger RNA of Cladophialophora carrionii CBS 160.54, 1242 nucleotides long. RefSeq lists its product as uncharacterized. The transcript has a single exon. Lineage: Eukaryota; Fungi; Ascomycota; Eurotiomycetes; Chaetothyriales; Herpotrichiellaceae. The record is from RefSeq and is a predicted model, not a curated record. Bases 1 to 1242 code for a protein of 413 amino acids.